This is a messenger RNA of Cygnus olor (mute swan), 3321 nucleotides long. It is a transcript of the gene TRMT1L, whose product is annotated as tRNA methyltransferase 1 like. NCBI's taxonomy places the organism in Eukaryota, Metazoa, Chordata, Aves, Anseriformes, Anatidae. Gene Ontology annotation, cellular component: nucleus. The record is from RefSeq and is a predicted model, not a curated record. The coding region runs from base 328 to 2484 and encodes 718 amino acids. Gene Ontology annotation, biological process: tRNA N2-guanine methylation. Gene Ontology annotation, molecular function: RNA binding. The transcript is spliced from 16 exons.
GAGCCGGGGCCGGUAACAAAGAGCGGCGCUCGGCCGUGCCAGCCCGCCGCCCCGGGCAGCCGCUGAAGGUGCGAGAAAUGGGCUGCGGGGUGCCCGGUCACCGACGAUGCGGGCUCUUUUCUUGUAGUAACGUUAGCAGCCGCUUCGCAACACGUGCGGCCGCGUGCAGGCCUGUUUCUUCUUACAGUUCUCUUACCAAAAAAAUCUUAGUUUUAUCUCUUCCGUUAAUAAGCUGCGUAGAAACCAUCACCAGGCACCACGUAACUCUUUAAUAGAUGAGUAGGCAAGACAUCGAAGUAUGUCUCAGAUGGUGUGAUCGACCCUGGAAUGGUGAAAAGCAACAACCUGGGUGUGAAAGUUGCUGAGUCAGAAGUGGAAACCAAAGAAAAAGGAACUGAGGAAGAAUCCACAAGGGAGUCUGAAAGUAACAUUUUGGAUGUUUCGUCUGAUUAUCCAAGAGAGAAACAUAUUUCCAUUCAAAGACAGCUUGCUGAACUAGAGAAACUAGCUGACCUGAAUGAAGGUGAGUUUACCUUGGCAGUAUACCAGAACACAGAUCUUCAUGUUACAGAUGAAAAGAAGCCUUGUCCAUUGUGUCCUGAGGAGAAAUUCAAAGCUUGCUAUGGUCAUAAACUCCAUCGUCACCUCCAGAAUUUGCACUGGAAAAUUUCUGUUGAAUUUGAAGGGUACAGAAUGUGCAUCUGCCACUUACCUUGUCGUCUAGUAAAGCCAAACCUCGUUGGAGACCAGACAUUUUCAAAGAUGGGAGCCCAUUACCAUUGCAUUAUCUGUUCAGCAACUAUCGCUCGGAGAACUGACAUGAUAGGGCAUAUUAAUCGUCACGUGAAUAAAGGAGAAACUGAAUCAAGGUUUAUUACAGCUCCUGCUCCCAAGUCAUCUCAUGAAGUGCUGAAAGAGUCAGACACAGAUGUGCAGGUUCUUCCCAACUACUCCACACCGCAAAAAACAGAUUCCUAUUUUAACCCCAAAAUGAAACUGAACAGGCAAUUGAUAUUCUGUGCACUAGCUGUUUUAGCUGAAGAGCGUAAACCAAUAGAAUGUUUGGAUGCAUUUGGUGCCACUGGUAUAAUGGGAUUACAGUGGGCAAAGCAUCUCAGAAGUUCCGUGAAGGUUACAAUUAAUGAUUGUAAUGAAAAUUCUGUGACAAUGAUUCAGGAAAACUGCCAUUUAAACAAAAUGAAGGUGAAACUGAACACUAAGGAAGAAGACAAUGACGAAGCUUUGGGAGGUGGAGAACAAAAUACUGACACCAUUGAGGUGACAAAAAUGGAUGCCAAUGUUAUAAUGCAUAUGAGAUCAUUUGAUUUUAUACAUUUGGACCCAUUCGGAACUUCUGUGAAUUACCUGGAUUCUGCCUUUAGAAAUGUGAGAAAUCUUGGAAUCGUGUCCCUGACAUCCACAGACAUCAGUUCUCUGUAUGCAAAGGCUCAGCACGUUGCCCUGCGUCAUUACGGAUGUAACAUUGUCCGAACAGAGUACUACAAGGAGCUGGCGGCCAGAAUAGUAAUUGCUGCUGUGGCAAGAGCUGCAGCUCGCUGUAACAAAGGCAUUGAAGUUUUACUUGCAGUAGCUCUAGAGCACUUUGUUCUAGUAGUGGUCAGAGUUUUAAGGGGACCAUCUCCUGCGGAUGAUUCAGCAAAGAAAGUAAGAUACCUCAUCCACUGCCAGUGGUGUGAAGAGAGAAUUUUUCAGAAAGAGAGUAAUAUGGUAGAAGAAAACCCUUAUCAGCAGCUGCCUUGUGAUUGUCACGGCAGUAUGCCUGGGAAGACAGCAGUAGUUCUUGGUCCCCUCUGGUCAGGAGCCCUUUUUAAUACUGGAUUCCUCAGAAGAAUGCUGUUUGAGGCGGUCCAAUAUGGCUUAGAUGAAACUCAGCCGCUUUUGAAGACGUUAGUUUGUGAAGCUGAGUGUACAACUUUAAAGAAUUUUUCUACCCAUAGUCCUUACGAUGAGAACAAACAAGAAGAGUGUGGCGUAUAUAUUAAAACACCAGAUACUUCAGCAGAAUCCUGCGUGUUACACGGAAAAAGAAAAAAUAGUGAAGUGGUGCGAAAUGCAGCCAAGCGACAAAAAUCUGACAACAGUGCUGAGCACCCUGCAUUCUACUACAAUAUCCACAGACACAGUAUUAAAGGAAUGAACAUGCCAAAGUUAAAUAAGUUCUUAAACUAUCUUUCUGAAGCUGGAUACAGAGUAAGUAGGACCCACUUUGAUCCUAUGGGAGUUCGCACGAAUGCGCCCUUGGCGCAAUUUAAGACUAUCCUUGUGAAGUACAGCACUCCCACAUACACCGGGGGGCAGGCAGAAGGCCCUCUCCAUCUCACUGAAGAUGUCCACAUGGGAGACCAGGUUCCAGCUGCUGCAGAUGGCAAAGCAGGAGAUGCUGAAUUUCUGGAAGAUACUAAAUCUGGAGACACUGCCACCAUGUUCACAAACGACUGCUCUACUCACUGUGCAGCUGAUUAAUGCAAAUCGUCUUGGUCAGGACUUGGCAACUACACCCUGUUUGAGUACACCCAUACUUCUUACAGAAAGAACUGCAUUUUGACAGUUUGAAGCACCUGCUAUUUUCAUUUGAGAAGACAGUUUAGAAUUAUGUAGCAGAAUUUACCACUGAACACAGCGUGUGUGGUCAAGGUACUCUUGCUGUGGGAAUGUCUCUAGACAGUUCUUUCACGCUCACAUCCACUUUUACACCAAGGCAUUGUGGUUACCCCCAGGUCUUUGUACAGCCUUAUUCAAACUGCUAGAACAGAAUCCAGAAGAGUGGAUGGGGCCAAAAGUCUUAAGUGUUUCUGAACAUAAGCUUAGUAUAAAAUGGACUACCAUUCCUAAACCCUGACCUGUUAGAAAUCAGAGGGAGGUCAUGUUAAGAUGGUACAAUAGUACAGAAUGAAAUGUGAUGUGAACUGAAGCAAGCAAGAAAUUGCUAACUCAGUGCCCUUCUAGCUCCACAUUGCCCGUGUAAUUCGGCCUUCAGUUCCAAUUUUGUAGUUCUACCUACAGGCAAGAUCCUAACACAAGUGAGAACAGAAAGGAAUGGUUACAAAACUGUUACAUAAACUUCAGUUCUUAACCAAACUUCAGUGAUUUGUGUUUAGUCACACUAGGUAAUUGUCAGAGAUUAAAUUUGGUUGUAUACCACGAGAAGGAACAGUGACCAGACACAAGUUGAAGUUCUGGAAAAAUAUGUUCAUAAUACAAUCUUUGCUGUUAAAAGAUCUCUUCAGUGAAUGAGCAAAGAUGCAGUGUGUUGGUAGUCAUUUCUGAUUUCCUUAAAUAUAUGGCAGCAUUCCAGCCAAA